Penicillium oxalicum is the source of this 1302-nucleotide messenger RNA. Its product is annotated as U1 small nuclear ribonucleoprotein 70 kDa. NCBI's taxonomy places the organism in Eukaryota, Fungi, Ascomycota, Eurotiomycetes, Eurotiales, Aspergillaceae. Gene Ontology annotation, biological process: mRNA splicing, via spliceosome. The transcript is spliced from 3 exons. Gene Ontology annotation, molecular function: U1 snRNA binding; mRNA binding. Bases 1 to 1302 code for a protein of 433 amino acids. The record is from RefSeq and is a predicted model, not a curated record. Gene Ontology annotation, cellular component: U2-type prespliceosome; precatalytic spliceosome; U1 snRNP.
AUGACUGACAAACUCCCUCCGCCAUUGUUGGCGCUCUUCCAGCCCCGGCCGCCGCUACGCUACAUUCCCCCCUCAGAUCGCGCACCAGAGGACUGCGGCAAAAGCUCCAUCUCUGGCGUUGCGCAAUACCUCCCUGCGGCCAAGGAAUUCCAAGAAGAAGUACCAUACAAUGCGACUGAAUGCUGGUUGCAGCGGAAAUGGCGGGAGAAGGUCGAGAAAAAGGAGGAAGUGGCCACCAGGUUGGCUGAGAGUUUGGAACACUAUGAUCCCAAGGAAGACCCGCAAGCUCGCGGUGACCCAUUCAGAACCCUUUUUGUCGCACGCCUCAGCUACGAUGUGAAAGAAGCUGACCUGGAGCGCGAGUUCGGACGUUUUGGUCCGAUUGAACGCAUUCGAAUUGUUACGGACUCAGUGUCACCAAAAGCAUCCAAGAAACCUCAUCGCGGAUACGCGUUUAUCGUCUACGAGCGAGAGAAAGAUAUGAAAGGUAAAGCGCACCAAUGGCCCGCAUCAAACAAUUCUAUCUUUGCCCUUCACCGGCCUCAUCUAGAGUUCAAUAUUGACCCUCUGUCAUUCUCAACAGCUGCAUACAAGGAAACGGACGGCAUUCGCAUCAAAGAUCGGCGAGUUCUCGUCGACGUAGAGCGUGGGCGCACAACAAAAGGCUGGAAGCCUCGUCGUCUCGGUGGUGGACUUGGUGGCCGCGGUUACACAAAGGCUAUGCCCUCGCGCCCCAUGGGACCUGGAUUCAAUGCACCAUCUGGUCCCGGUGGGUUUGGCGGAGGUUUCCGCGGUGGCUUCGGUGGUAGGGGCUUCCGUGGCGGUGGAGGCUUCCGCGGUGGCGGUGAUCGCUUUGGUGGUCGUGGAGGAGUUGGCUAUCAGGGCGGCCGCGGUGGUUUCGGUGGGCAAGCUCCGCCUAAUGCACCUUCCGGCCCCGGCGGUGCUCGUAGCGGUGGCUUCGGAGGUGGCUUUGGUGGAGCCGGCGGCGGAGGUGGUGGUGGCAGAUUUGAUCGCGGCGUGACUGGGAGCAACCGCGAGCCUGUUCGCCCUCGAGAUGCAUACGCAGAUCGCGAUCGCCGUGAUGACCGUGACCGUGGUGAACGCGCAGACAGAGGCGAUCGAGAUGGUGGUGAUCGUUACAGAGAUCGGGAUCGUAUGUCGGAUCGCAACGGAGACCGUUAUCGUGACCGCGACCGCGAACGCGAUAGAUAUGGUGGCGGUGGAAGCCGGGAGGACUAUGGACGCAAGCGACCUCGUGAGGAUGACGGCUUUGAUGACAAUCGCUCUAGGAGACGAUACUAA